Molecule: messenger RNA, 5263 nt
Organism: Budorcas taxicolor (takin)
Lineage: Eukaryota; Metazoa; Chordata; Mammalia; Artiodactyla; Bovidae
Gene: PITRM1
Product: pitrilysin metallopeptidase 1
Exons: 27
Coding region: 19-3117 (1032 amino acids)
Biological process (GO): protein processing
Cellular component (GO): mitochondrial matrix
Molecular function (GO): metal ion binding
Source: RefSeq, a predicted model, not a curated record
GCGAGCUAGUCUGGCGGCAUGUGGCGCGGCGGCUGGAGGGCGCAGGGCGCGCUCCGGAGGCUGAGCGGCGGCAGUGCCCACCUCGGAGCCUGGAGGUGGGGGAGCACCAAGGCCUGUGAGCGAGCGCUGCAGUACCGCGUUGGAGAGAGGAUCCACGGCUUCACCAUCAGCCAGGUGACGCCUGUCCCCGAGCUGUCGCUGACAGCCGUGAAGCUCAGCCAUGACGGCACGGGAGCACAGUACUUGCACCUGGCCCGCGAGGAUGGAAACAACUUGUUCAGUGUGCAGUUCCGCACCACCCCCACCGACAGCAGCGGCGCCCCCCACAUCCUGGAGCACACGGUCCUGUGCGGCUCUCAGAGGUACCCCUGCCGAGACCCCUUCUUCAAGAUGCUGAACCGGUCGCUGUCCACAUUCAUGAAUGCCUUCACGGCUAGUGAUUACACCCUGUACCCAUUUUCCACACAAAACCCCAAGGACUUCCAGAACCUCCUGUCCGUGUAUUUGGACGCAGCCUUUUUUCCGUGCUUGCGGGAACUGGACUUCUGGCAGGAAGGAUGGCGACUGGAACAUGAGGACCCGAAUGACCCCCAGACGCCUUUGGUCUUUAAAGGUGUCGUCUUCAAUGAAAUGAAGGGAGCAUUUACAGAUAACGAGAGGAUAUUCUCACAGCACCUUCAGAACCGCCUGCUUCCUGACCACACGUACUCGGUGGUCUCCGGAGGGGACCCCCUGUGCAUCCCCGACCUCACGUGGGAGCAGCUCAGACAGUUCCAUGCCGUGCACUACCACCCCAGCAAUGCCAGGUUCUUCACUUACGGUAACUUUCCGCUGGAGCAGCAUCUGAAGCAAAUUCACGAAGAGGCCCUGAGUAAAUUUCAGAGAAUUGAGCCACGGACGUCAGUGCCAGCCCAGAAGCCCUGGGAUGAGCCGAGGGAGUUCCAGAUCACGUGUGCCCCGGACUCGCUGGCUGAGGGCCCCUCGGGGCAGACUACCAUCAGUGUCAGCUUUCUCCUGCCGGACAUCACCAAUACGUUUGAAGCCUUCACGCUGAGCCUUCUGUCUUCACUCCUGAUCAGUGGCCCCAAUGCCCCCUUCUACAAAGCCCUCAUUGAAUCCGGACUUGGCACCGACUUCUCUCCUGAUGUUGGGUACAAUGGCUGCACUCGGGAGGCCUACUUCAGCGUGGGCCUGCAGGGCAUCGCAGAGAAGGACGUCCAGACGGUCCGGGACAUCGUGGACCGGACGCUAGAUGAUGUCAUCGAGAAAGGAUUUGAAGAGGAUCGCAUUGAAGCAUUACUUCAUAAAAUUGAAAUACAGAUGAAGCACCAGUCCGUCAGCUUUGGACUCACCCUGACGUCUUACAUUGCUUCCUGCUGGAACCAUGACGGGGACCCUGUAGACCUCCUGAAGCUCGGAAGUCAGGUGGCUCAGUUCCGAAAGUGCCUGAAGGAAAAUCCAAGGUUUUUGCAAGAAAAAGUGAAACAGUAUUUUAAGAAUAAUCGGCACAAGCUGACUUUAUCCAUGAAACCAGAUGAAAAGUAUUCCGAGAAGCAAGCACAGAUGGAAACAGAAAAACUGCAGCAAAAGGUCACUUCUCUUUCCCCGGAAGACAAGCAGCAGAUCUAUGAGAAAGGUUUGGAACUGCAGGCUCAGCAGAGUCAACCUCCGGACGCUUCGUGUCUGCCAGCGCUCAGGGUGUCGGACGUCGAGCCUCGCAUCCCGCUCACGGAGCUGGAGGUGGUGCAGGCAGCUGGGGACACGCCAGUCCAGUACUGCGCACAGCCCACCAAUGGCGUGGUCUACUUCAGAGCCUUCUCCAGCCUCAACGCCCUGCCUGAGGAGCUGCGGCCCUACGUGCCGCUCUUCUGCAGCGUCCUCACCAAGCUGGGCUGCGGCAGCCUCGACUACCGAGAGCUGGCCCAGCAGGUGGAGCUGAAGACGGGUGGCCUGGCUGCCGCCCCCCAGGUGCUCCCCGACGACUCACACCUUAACACCUACGAGCAGGGUGUGCUGUUCUCCUCCUUCUGCCUCGAUAGAAACCUAGCAGACAUGAUGCAUCUGUGGAGUGAGAUACUGAAUGACCCCCGCCUUGAGGAGGAGGAGCACUUCCGUGUGCUGGUGAGGAUGGCCGCCCAGGAGCUGUCUAAUGGUGUCCCCGACUCGGGCCACCUCUAUGCGUCCAUCAGGGCGGGCAGAACGCUGGCACCUGCGGGGGACCUGCAGGAGACCUUCGCGGGGAUGGACCAGGUGCUGCUGAUGAAGAGAAUUGCGGAGAUGACUGACCUGCAGCCCAUCCUGGGGAAUCUCCUGCGCAUCUGGAAACACCUGCUGAGCUGUGACAGCCUGAGAUGUUCUGUGAACGCGACUGCCCAACAGAUGUCGCAGGUGGAGGGCGCAGUGGAGACCUUCCUGAGGAGCCUCAGCCGGAGUGAGAAGGAGCAGAGGCCCGUGUGCCUGCACGUGGUGGAGAAACCUGCACCUAAGGCAUCCAGCGGAAGCUGCCCAGUCAUAAGGAGGCUGGUGACGGACCCCACCUUCGAGCCCUGCCAGAUGAAGACGCACUUCUUGCUUCCGUUCCCCGUGAACUACGUUGCCGAGUGCAUCAGGACCGCCCCGUACACAGCCCCGGACCACGCCAGCCUCAAGAUCCUGGCACGGUUGAUGACUGCUAAAUUCUUACACACGGAAAUUCGAGAAAAAGGUGGUGCUUACGGCGGAGGCGCCCGGCUCAGCUACGGCGGAAUGUUCACACUUUACUCUUACAGGGAUCCACGUUCCACGGAAACACUGCAGUCCUUCAUGAAGGCCAUCGACUGGGCCAAGGCCGGGAGGUUCACCCAGCAGGACAUUGAUGAGGCAAAGCUCUCGGUCUUCUCUGCCGUGGAUGCUCCGGUGGCAUCUUCAGAUAAAGGCCUGGACCACUUUCUGUACGGCCUCUCAGAUGAGAUGAAGCAGGUACACCGUGAGCAGCUCUUCGCCGUCUGCCACGAAGACCUGGUCGACGUGAGCAACAGGUACUUGGGCGCCAGGAGAAACACACACGGCAUGGCUCUGCUCGGACCAGACAACGCGAGCAUCGCUAAGGACCCAUCGUGGGUCAUAAGACAGCGGUGACUAGAUGAUGCGAGCAUCGCCAAGGCCCUGUCGUGGUCAUAAGACAGCGGUGACCCUGCCUCCUGACUCCGAGUGCCUUGCUUUCCUCACCUUUUAAGUUAUUUUCUUAGCAAGACUGUUAAUCAUGUGUAUAUAUUAUUUAUAUAUCAAAUAUAUAUGAUCGUAUAUACAUGAUAUCAUUUGAUAUCAUUCUUAAAAUUUUGCAUAAGGUCUUGCCUGGCAAGUCAGAUGAAAACUCUUCCAUCUUGAAGAAGGAAAUAGUGAUCACAAAGAAAUUAACUGAAAUCAUUACUCACUACAUGCCAGAGACGCACAGAGUAUAUAGUCUUGAGACUUUCUAAAGCUUUAAGUGCUGUUUUACUUUACUGUCCUAGUGCAUGCCUUUUAAAACUCAAAGGUGACUCUGACCUACCUGCGCUUUAGGCAUUAUUUUAAAUGACUAUUUGCUGAAGUAGUUUUUAGGGACUUUAUGGAGAAAUGCACGAGGUGUCCUGACGCUGCUGACGCUGGCCUCCACUCACUGGCUGCGGGGCAACUGUGUCCAGUCAGGCUCUGCUCCUAGGGGCACUGACUCUCCCCCAGCCCCCUCCUCCUCCAGGCACACAGGGUGGGGGUGGGGGCCCCUUCUCUGCAGACUCUGGGGUGCAUGCCUCCAUUCCCCCUUGGCAGCAUCACCUUCCCUGGUCCAGGGCCAUCUGUGCGCUGGGCACCACCCACGCGUUGCAGGUCAGAGCACUGCGUAUUUCCUCCGGUGACUUUGCCCUUGCCUGUGGCCAGCUCCAAUUCCCUAGAAAACACCUGUCUGUUUCUGCCAACAGAACCCUGACAGCCACCCGCACACCCCGAGGUCUUCAACUCCCACGUAGAAUAAAGACACUGGGCACAGUGGUUGGAGUUGUAGCCAACGUUUAAUUCUGCGGGGCCCGCAGGUUGUGAAGCAGGAGACAGGCAGCACAGGCGGCCCGUGCGCCAGCGCCUGGGGUCGGGCAUCACGUGGACGAUGCUCGCGUAAAGUGCUCGUAAAUAACUGGACCACGACAGCCGGCGGGCGGCACUAGAUGGCGGCCGGCUCCUCAGCGCCACGGGGCUGCACGGGCUCCAGCUGGCUAGCAUCCGACACCUCGAAGCUGACCUUGUACUUAGCCAGGAUCUUCAUGAGGGGCCGCAGCUUCAACCACCACUGCUCCUUGGGGAUCCGGUGCCUGCAGGGGGGACCAGGCUGAGCGAGGGUAGGGCCCACCCAGGGGGCCUCCCCCCGCCCCUGGCCUCAGGCGCUUACUCGAAGUCUGUCUCCUUCUUCAGCUCCGCCACGGGCUGGAACAGCAGUGUUCUCUUGCUGAUUCCCAGCACACACACAGAGUCCUCACUUAAAAAUUUUUUUCCUAUGAAAGGUAGAAAGAUGAUGUAAGAAAACAAGAGGUGAGGUCUAGAUAUUGGCACAAAUUACCAGGGUUUGGAGAGCAGGAGAGCAGGGGGCAUGGAGAGCUGUAGGAACUGCAGAGGAGAGGGUAAAUUGUGUAUUUUCAUGCCAAACGUCACAGAUUCAGACAAAAGCAGGUCUGUAAACAUGGAACACAUGCAGCCGUCCGCUCUCCCUACAGCAGAAGCACAGACAGGACACAGGCAGAGGUUUAUCGAACAUCCAAGAUCAGGACUCAGAGACGCUCUCCCCAGGGAACCCCCAGGCCUCUAGGAUGCUAGAGCAAGUCAGCCCUCUACACAGAGGGGAACAGACAAGGUGAGUGUAACAUGAGCAAGUCAGCUAAAGAAAAGUCAAGGGACCAUCCAUUUCAUUUAGUGCAAAAGUGUGUCCUAGCCUUCAUGACUGAAACAAUUCUUAGCGAACAUCAGAGCAUCCAGUAUCCACCAAAGACCAUCAGCAAAUAAGUUGCAGAAAGACUUCACUUAAAUAUUAGGGAGAAUUCUGAGUCAUGAGGCACUGAGGUGUUCCCUGUGUUAUCCAGGAGACAAGACAGGAGUUCUGUCACUACGUCUGUUGGGGUUUCUCUGGAGGAAACUCAUCCACAAAAAGUCAAGGAAGAAAAAGAUUUGCAUGCAGAUGCUGUGUGUGAGAAAACCAAGAAAAGUCGCAUCCAUGCAGAUGCUGUGUGUGAGAAAACCAAGAAGAGAUGCAUUUACACAUAAU